Molecule: messenger RNA, 246 nt
Organism: Acanthisitta chloris (rifleman)
Lineage: Eukaryota; Metazoa; Chordata; Aves; Passeriformes; Acanthisittidae
Gene: FAU
Product: Finkel-Biskis-Reilly murine sarcoma virus (FBR-MuSV) ubiquitously expressed
Exons: 3
Biological process (GO): translation
Cellular component (GO): ribosome; cytosolic small ribosomal subunit
Molecular function (GO): structural constituent of ribosome
Source: RefSeq, a predicted model, not a curated record
GUGCUGGGACAGAGCCCCCUCCCCAAAUUCACCACCCUAGACCUCUCCACUCGCCUGCUGGGUGGGAAGGUGCACGGUUCGCUCGCCCGUGCUGGCAAAGUCAGGGGUCAGACCCCUAAGGUGGCAAAGCAGGAGAAGAAGAAGAAGAAAACAGGGAGAGCCAAGCGGCGCAUGCAGUACAAUCGGCGUUUCGUCAACGUGGUGCCAACCUUUGGCAAGAAAAAGGGUCCCAAUGCCAACUCCUGA